Phymastichus coffea is the source of this 2682-nucleotide messenger RNA. RefSeq lists its product as uncharacterized. Lineage: Eukaryota; Metazoa; Arthropoda; Insecta; Hymenoptera; Eulophidae. The transcript is spliced from 5 exons. The record is from RefSeq and is a predicted model, not a curated record. Bases 330 to 1451 code for a protein of 373 amino acids.
UUGCCGUUCAAACGAAUAGCCCAUCGUUCCACGUAUGCGGGGUCAGCGCAUGCCUCGGGGAACAAUUCCACGACGAUAACUUGGUACUCCUGCUUACUGUGAGGGUAGUUAUGAGUUUUUAAGGUGGCGCAGCAUCAGCUGUAUUGUUUUGAUCAGGCGUGUGAGUGUUUUUUGACUUUGACAAGACUGUUUGCGCGCUAAUACCAAGAAAUCAAAAAGCUGAUUCACGUAAAUUCCCUGUCCUUGGUGGUAUCUUCUAAGCAGGUGAGGAGUGAGGAGAGGCAACUCUUUCUACCAGUCUACAUGGGCUUUAUGACAGUUAAUUCAAAAUGGCUGUGUGUUUCACUAAGAGCUUCAUUUAUCUACUACUUGCUUUCGGUGGUUUCGUUGCUGCACUCCAACCUUUCAAAACAAAAUAUAUCGAAUAUGGCUUAGAUAACGAAGCUAUUUGCAAUCCUGUGGCACAUAAUAUUCAAAAUGUGGAUAAUCUCAAAAAGAAUAAAGAUUCUGCCAUAAUAGUAAAACCAUCACACACCUUUACUACAUGGCUAGUUAACUACAAUAAAAUUUGCAGAUUCAAAAUAAGAUCAGCCAAAGAAAUGGGACUAUUUGCUGUGAUACAAAGGAUGUCUCUUAGGCGUAACGGAACAGGAUGUUUAGAUUAUGUUCAGUUUCAGGCUGAAAAUCUUGACGAGAAGGAACCGCACAUUUCAGAAAAGUAUUGUGGUAAAUUGUACAUUUUUAAAGGUGUAGAACGAUACUUUCCAAAUAUGAAUGCAAAAGAUUAUGAAUAUGUUGCUCAAAGUAUUGAAGAAGAUUCUAACGAGAAUUUUAAACAGAGUUUUGAAAUUAGUUCUACUGCUGGAAAAAUAACAACAGAAAUAUUCAUUUCAAAACAACCAAUAAAAUCAGGGGAAAUACUUGAUUUACUGAUAACAUAUACUCCAUUUAGAGAUUGCAAUGCUUCAAAAUCUACAGGCUUCCAUUGGUUUAAACAUGCACAUUUCAAGAGCUUCUGUAUCAAUGAUGAAUACAAUUGUGACCAUUUUAGAAACUGUGUCAGUGGAAUGUGUUCUGAUGAAACUAAAUGCACUUAUCCUGAUGAAACAAGAAUAGUUAGUGAUGAAACAGGAACAAAAGUGACUGUUAGUGCAGUGACAACAAUAAUUUUAUGUUUCAUAAUAUUUGUUCUAUGCAUAUGGAUAUGUCGAAAACACAAAAAGCUUUGUUGGUCAUCUGAUUGUACAAGACCUUCAUCUUCUAUCAGUAGUAACAAUGCUGGAAUGCCAAUGGAACCAAAUCAACAAAGCACACCAAACCCGCCAUUAGUAUCUUCAGUACCUAUGUUAGAAGUGGCUGUUCCAACAUCUCAAGACAAAGAUUUACCACCAACUUAUGAUUCUUUAUUUCCUACUCAACAAAAUACUGAUACUACCACUGCCAACACAUAGAACGAAUUUAUUUUUAAAUCUUGGUUUUUCAUGCUGACUUGUCUAAUGUUAUAAUUAGAUGAUUUUAAUUAGAUUAGAAAUGAUUUUCAUGUGACUCAAUAUUGCACUUUGAAGUGUAAGUGAUAUUUGUUCAAUUUUGAAUACAUUACUGAGCAAUUCAAAAAGAAUCCAAAUGUAUACCAAAAAGUUAAUUUGAAUGUGUUGUUGUAGACAUUGCCAUUUCUGUUAGCAAAGCAGUUAUUUCCAAUUUGUUUUGUAUCUAUAUAUUUAAAAGUUAAAAAAAAUCAAAAUAAUGCAUUCAUGUUUCAUAACAUAACUUAAUGUAACAAAAUUAUAUUAUUAUUAUUAUUUUCUUAAGAAUUUUCUAUUAUUUUAUAUUUUGAUACUUCAAAAAGCAAUUAUUGUUGAAUCGUUAUUAAUACGCUAAGUCUGAGUCAUUCUGACGGAGCCAAAUUCUAAUAUUCUAUAUUUUUUACAAUGAUAUUAAAAUUAGGAUUAAGGUCUAUGAAUGGAAUAUAAGUUUUGAAAAAGAAAAAAAGACAAUAACAAUAAGAAAGAAAAUAUUGUAAAAAUCCGAUAUCUAUACAUCUUCUUUUCAAAGUUUUUAAAAAACUUUUAUAUCUUUUUUCCAAUUAUUUUGUAUUCAGCUACAACAAUUUUAUGAUGGAAAUUUUAAUAUGCAAAAAGUAAUUACAGAAAGAUCUGAUUUUUAUUAUAUACAAUGAUCUUGAUAACAAUGUAUUAUGUAUAGUUUCAUAAAUUUACUUUAUAAAGUACUAUACUAAUUGCAAAAAUCUUCCAGUAAAUAACAGUAAAUACUGACAGUACUCUUGAUGUCCAUAUUUAUCAUAAAAAUGCUUUCUCCGUCCUGUAUUGUAUUUUAUGUAUGUACCUGAAUUUCAUCACCAUGUAAAUUUUAUGCUGUCUGUGUAUAGACUAUGAUAUUAAACAGCACUGUAUAAUAAUGUCAUAUACUUUUUUUUUUUUUUUUAUUUAGGCAAACUCAACCCUAUAAAGGGUUAUUUUGCAAUAGAGAAAAAUAUACAUUAGUUUUUAUUUUUUUUUCAAUUCAGUGUAUACUUUUGUAUAUAUUUAGAGUACUGUAUAAUAAAUGUUUAAUUAAACAAUUGCAAUAAGUAUUUAAAUGUGUUCUAAUCAAUUUAAAAGAAAAAGAGAAAAUUCAUAUUUUUUGAUUUUGUAAUUGAUAUGAUAUUGAAUAAAAAUAUAGUUA